AUGGCCUUUUUCGCUUUCAGCCCCUUGAAAGUAAAUUUAUCUAGAGAGUGGCAGUUGUCUACAGUGACCAUGUCAAUUGAAUCUUCCCUGAUUCCGGUUACCCGUCUUACUGUUACACGAGAAAUGUUUAUGCUACUUGGUAUGGCGUUCAACAAGAAUGCCGUUUCGCCGGGGCGGCGUGGUUCCUCAUUUCCGGAAGAUAUUGAGGUGGCCGACCAACGGUAG
Hymenoscyphus albidus is the source of this 225-nucleotide messenger RNA. Lineage: Eukaryota; Fungi; Ascomycota; Leotiomycetes; Helotiales; Helotiaceae. The record is from the annotation of a GenBank genome assembly.